This is a messenger RNA of Arabis nemorensis, 369 nucleotides long. The record is from the annotation of a GenBank genome assembly. NCBI's taxonomy places the organism in Eukaryota, Viridiplantae, Streptophyta, Magnoliopsida, Brassicales, Brassicaceae.
AUGUCAAGGGAACGGGAAUAUUCAGUAGUACCUUUCCGAGGAGAUACGCCGGAGAAGAAUCCGACGCCGGCGAGAACUGAAGUUCAGUCUCCGAAAAAGGAAGGUGAUUUAGAGGGAUUAGAUGAGAAUAAGCUGAGAAUAAGUGAAAUCUUAGAUGAGAUUCAGGAGAAAGCUUCAUCAUUUUAUGAGUUCUCACUUCAGUGGGAAGAAAUGGAGCAGAAGCUAAAGGAACGAGCCAUUGAAGUAGAACUGAAGGAGAGAUCUUUAAUGGAACAGAUUUUGGAGUUGGAGAAGAAGGAAGAACGGUUAAAGGAGGUUGAAGAAGAAAGGGAGAGGAAGAUUGGGUUGCUUGAAAAGUCGAUUAGAUAA